AUGGGGGACAUAAUUCAAGAUGAUAGAGCCACAAUGACAACUGAAAAUUAUGAGGCUGUUGCCAUUGUAAAGAUAGGACUCAAGAGGAAGAGUGUAACAGCAAACAAAAUGGUAGUCACUCCAAACAUGAAGAAGUGUGUAAUUCAUGCACAUGCCACAUACCAACAACACCAGAGAUUCAAAAAUGAAGGUGCAGCUAGAAAGAGGAGAUGUAAAGUCAAAGAAAAAACAGAAUAUAAUAAUGAAUCAAUGGAAGUCGGGUCUACGUGUGUGGAAGACAGUGAAUCUGUGUGUUAUAAGGCACAAGAUAUUAAUACAGAAAGGACUGAACAAGUUAUAAAUGGUGGAAAUAGUGAGCAAAUAUCUACUUUAGAAAACAGUGAAUCUGUAAUCUAUAACAAAAUUGAUUCGAUUAUCUGUGCUGAAAACAGUGAAUCAACAAUGAAAACAGAAAACAAUGAGUCAUGCGCCAAUUUAGAUAACAGUGAACCGGUGUCAAACACUGAAAUAUAUAAAGAUUUUAUAGAACUUGAAAUAUUUGUUCAAAGUGGAGAUGCUGAGACUGACAUUGAGAUUGAAAAGAUCGUUGGAAUUGUAAACGCUGAUAACAGUGUAAAUGUGUUUGAUGAUCGUUCCAAUGCAGCAACUGAUCAAAAUAAGUCAAAUGUUACUAUAUUGGAUGAAUUUAAUGGCAGUGUUGUAGCAGGUGUUAAUGAUGAAUCGAUUGGUGGUAAAGAAACUGAGAUUGACGAAUACUUUCAACAAGCAUAUUCUGUCAUAGGUGAAAGUUCUUUCAUUGGAAACAAUAGAGACAAAAAUAGUGUAAAAGAUAUUACAACAAAUGUUGAAAAUGAAACAUGUUUGGAUCUAGGAGAAAAUGAAGAAUAUGAAGAUAUAAAUAAUGACAAAGAUGCAAAUGACCCAGAUUAUAAUCCUAGUGAAGAGGGUGAAUACGCGUCACCAUCGGAAGACGAUAUUGAUCAUGAAGAAACCGUAGAAAAUGAAUCUGUAAAGGCAAAUGAUAAACAAAAUGGAAAAGGAGAAAGGCAGAGACAUCGUAAUAAACAGUUGCGUAUGUCAGGGAAUGCAUACAAAGGAAUGAAAAAAGUGGAUGGGAAGUGGGGAUUCCAUGUUGAAAAGUCCGCAAGGACGUUGUCUGAAAAAAGGUGUUCAUCACGCUGCCAAACCUCUAAUAUAAAAAAUUGCAAAACCGUAACAGAAGCAGAUAGGAGAGAGAUAUUUACUAAUUUUUGGACAAACAUGACAACAUGGGAUGAAAGGCGUGUAUAUGUAAACUCGCUUAUAAAUGCUAAAGCAGUGGAGGAACCUACACUUGAAAAUGGAAAACCAAGUAGAAGAACUCGAACCCUCACAUACCAUCUAAGAAUUAAUGAAGAGCGUAUUGUCGUAUGUAAACAACUAUUUUUGUCAACUCUUGGACUAGGGGAGCAGACAGUAUAUCAAUGGAUAGAACAGUCAAUAUCGGGUGUACCAGAUAGAUCAGCUGAGAAAAAGCAGAAGCAGUCAGAUACAAGAAAGAAAGCUCAAGAAGAAAGACACGGCCAGCUACGUAUGAGUGUCAAGCAAUUUCUUGAAAGCAUCCCUAGAAUGGAAUCUCAUUAUUGCCGUUCAUCGACUUCGAAGACCUACCUUGAACCUGUAUUUAACUCUCUGACCUGCUUGUAUAAAGAAUACGUGAAACAUUGUAAUGAAAGGGUAUGUGCGAGUCGUAGAGUAUUUACCGAAGUUUUCGAGAGCCUAAAUAUUGGUCUAUUUGUGCCAAAAAAGGACCAGUGUGAUAUCUGUGUAGGUUUUGAUGCAGGUAAUAUAUCCGCUGAUAUUUACAACGAACAUCAGAAUAGAAAAAUAAAUUCACGAGAGGAGAAAAACCGUGACAAGUUAUUUUGUCAAACAAACCACUCAGUGAAAGUUCUUACAAAAUGGACGUACAAGCAGUUCUACUUUCGCCAAAAAUGAAUGCAAGCGCAUUGUAUUAUAAAACCAAAUUAGCAUGCCAUAAUUUCACUUUGUAUGACCUUAUAACGAAGCAGGCGACCUGCUACUUUUGGCAUGAAGGAAUGGGGGAUCUUUCGGCUAAUUCCUUUGCUUCUUGCUUGGCUGACUACAUUGAAAAAAUGAUUUCCAAAGAUGAAGAAAUCAAACACAUCAUUAUAUAUAGUGAUGGAUGUACCUAUCAAAAUAGGAACUUGGUAAUGUCAAACACUUUAUGUCACUUGGCUAUGACUCUUGACCUUGAAAUCACACAAAAGAUCCU
Ruditapes philippinarum (Manila clam) is the source of this 2275-nucleotide messenger RNA. RefSeq lists its product as uncharacterized. The record is from RefSeq and is a predicted model, not a curated record. NCBI's taxonomy places the organism in Eukaryota, Metazoa, Mollusca, Bivalvia, Venerida, Veneridae. Bases 1 to 1977 code for a protein of 658 amino acids. The transcript has 4 exons.